Molecule: messenger RNA, 3689 nt
Organism: Solenopsis invicta (red fire ant)
Lineage: Eukaryota; Metazoa; Arthropoda; Insecta; Hymenoptera; Formicidae
Gene: Tti1
Product: TELO2-interacting protein 1 homolog
Exons: 14
Coding region: 296-3460 (1054 amino acids)
Biological process (GO): chromatin remodeling
Cellular component (GO): cytoplasm
Source: RefSeq, a predicted model, not a curated record
ACCACACACCUUAUGUAGCGCGUACGGCACGUAACGCUACAAUUGCUGAGAAUGACAAAUCUCAAUUUUUUUUAAAUUAUAGAUGCAUAUUUUGAAGUGAAAUAAAGUAUUGUGACCUUGAAGAUUGAAAAUCCAUUAAAGGAAAAAAGAUAUAUGGUACAAGUUGAAUUAAAAUUAAAAUCUGUAAAGACGUGAAAGAAGAUGUGUAGAGGAGAGUUCCAGCGUUGCAUUGUAAAUUCAUAAUAGCAAGUGUGUUGUGAUUGGAAAAAAAGCAUUUUAGGAUUUUAAUACUAAGAUGGAACAGUUUGACAUGCAGAGUUUUCUGGAAUUGAAAUCGUGCUGUGAUGAUCUGAUAAAAAAUCCAAACAAAGAUCAUGCACGCAGAGUCGCGCAGUUAGCUAGAAACAUCCCUGAUAAAAUCAUGCAAGAUCUGUCAGGGUACUGUCUACUUCCUGUUAUCACCAGCCUACAAAGCAAUUCAAGUAUGACUGUGAAAGAGGAACUGAUAAGGACGAUGAGAGUUGUAAUACAAAAAACUAGAAUUACAAAAUUGAAACUUUUUUUUGACAUCUAUGGCUCUUUGUUGAUCCAGAUUUUUGACAAGACUCAGCCCAAUCAAAUGAUCUUAUUUCAUGAGGAACUUAAGGAGGCAGUGGCUUUAUGUAUUAAAGAUCUUGUUCACCAAAGCACUACUGAUGUGAUAGACUCACUUUAUAUCAAAGAAAAUGUGCUGAAACUUGGUCAAGGAAUAUUUUUAUGUUUAACAAUUGCAAGAACUGAAAAGUCUUUUCUUGUAAGAUUAGCUGGGAUAGAAGCAGUAAUGGCUUUGUGUCAUAUUGAUGAUCAAACUAUAGAUAAAUCUGACAUCAUUAUACAAGAUCAAGUAGCAAAUACUAUCAUGGCAUUUUUUCCUGGUGUUGUCUGUGGACUACAGGAAAUAGCAACGGGAAGUGAAGUUCAGAAUCACAAACUUACAGUGAUAGCAACUCGAGCAUGGGGGAGAAUCAUAUCUCUUGUAAUCCGUGAUAAGGAUGAAGAAAACACUGAAGAAGACGCUUUAUCUAUAGAAACAAUUAUAAAGAAAGGUUCUAGUGUACCCACUGAUGUAUCACAUAAUACAAAGCAUAAUGGAAAAUGUGAUAUAGAAUAUAAUUUGAAAAAAGGUAUAAGAAAUAAAGAAUGGUUUGAGGCUGUAGCUAUUAAACUUGGUUUAUGUAUACCAUUGUUAGACCAAAUCAGAAGUCAUUCACAUUACCAAGUUAAGAGAGAAUUAGUUGAAAGUAUCAGUCUUAUACUUAAAAAUUGUCGCAGAAAUAUGAAACCAAAUAUUAUGGCAUUACUAGAUUACUUGAUUUCCCUAUCUGAAGAUGAAUCCUUAGAAGUUAGUGAAAAAGCGCACAACGUGUUACAUGCAAUAAGUGAAAACUAUAUGCAAAAUUAUGAUAUGAAAUCAUUGAUUGAUUCAUUGGAAGAUAAAUUUUAUAGCUUACUUACAAGACUGCCGACUAUUAUUAGACGAUCAGAUGAUAAUGAACAAUUAGCAUACAUGAAUCAAUUUGCUGGCUAUUUAAGAUUAUUUGGAAAACAACGAUUGCCUCACAUUAUGAGGUCUCAGACUCACAUGCAAAGACUGCUUUUAGCUCUUGUGUACAUUAUGGUCAUAGAUUACAACAACGUGUCUCUUCUACAGACGGCAAACGUGAAAGAUUUAGAUGAUCCUGCAUAUUUUUAUGGAUCAGAUUCGUGGAGACAAUUUAAGUUUAUUAAGAAUAACUCGUGCAAAGAAAAACUUAUUACGAUAUGUAAGCUACUCGGAGAAUGUGGAGAUUUUAGAAUAUUAAUCGACACUAUUUUCGAGCUUAUGACGGAUGCACCACAACACAGGAAGGAAUUGAGUUUGUUACUUAAUUGGAUUUUAGUUUCUGUUAAAGAUUCAUCCUCUUUAUGUUUAUAUAAGGAAAUCGUAGAUUUUUACACAACACAAGAAGUAUGGUACUUGCCUACAGAAGUAACUGAAGAUAUUUCUUUGAUGCAGGCACAGAGCAAUAUAGUGCAAUGUUGCCUUUUGACAGAAGGAUUAGGUCUUAUAGCACUAAAUUUACAGCAUGACUACGAUAGAUAUCUUUUAAAAACCUUAUAUUUAAUCAUUGAAAGAGCGGGCAGUGGGAACAGUUUAAUCAGUUAUAUUGGAGUGCGCGCUCUUGAAAAUGUCGCGAAAGCACAGCACCAUGGGACAAUCGGUGAUCUAUUACGUGCUAAUGUAGAUUAUUUUUCUUAUCACAUUAUAAUGAAAUUACGCCAAGUAGAUCGCAAUCCCGGCGUAUUCGACGUUAUCAAGGUUGUUAUGAAGUAUAGCAGAUUAGAUUUUUUGCCGCACUUGAAGGGAAUUGUGGAGGAUGUACUCAGGCAACUAAGCACCCCUUAUCAUCAAAAAGAUACUUGUUCAUUCUUGAAGAUAUUUCACACAUUUAUUAUAUGUAUAAAAACGUUGAUAAAUUGGAAUAAUGAAAAAGUAGCAAAAGAAGAAGAUGCAUCAACUACAAAUAAUAAUAAUCUUUCGGAGACAAUUAUUCUUUCUUUGUUGGAAUAUUAUAAUGCAAAAAAGAUUGAUGAAAAAAUUGAGGAAGAGAUAAAAUUAGACACAAAUGUACCAGAUACCGAGUUACCGGAAGAGAUAAAUGAGGAUUAUUCAGAUCUCAGUACAGAAGACAAACAAGACAAAAAGUUACCAACUCAUAUAACGAUAAUCAUAGACGUUAUGAGACGUUGUAUACACUUUCUACCUUUGAAGGAUGUGCAAAAGUCACUGAUGGCAAUGCAAACGCUUCAGGAGGGCUUACCGAUGUUAGUUGUGUGGGAAAAUGAACUACUGCCUCUUGUGCAUCAGUUGUGGCAUCCACUGAUCGACAGAUUCAACGAUGAAAAUGUUCUUGUAAUUAACCAUGCGUGGCAACUCUUGCACGUACUCGCUAAUAUAUCGAAUGAUUUUAUCAGAAGCAGAACACUACGAGAGGUAUUGCCGUUAGUAUUUAAGUUCUUGACUAAGUCUUCUACAGAAAGUAUUAAUAAGAACUCGGUAAAUAUUUACAAAUUUACACAAACUUACAAAACCCAGUACGAGUUGUUAUCUACGUUGGGAAUAAUCGCGCGGCUCUUGAAACUGCGUGAGCACGAGUUAUGGCAAAUAUUGAGUAAUACACAAUUGUACCUUAAUGCACGUCAGCAUACCACAUUACAGGCAUGCUGUAUAAAAUUGUACAAAGAUAUUGCUGAUUAUAAUGAGGAUAUCGCAUGGACGAAAUGCCUUAGUAUCUGGAAUUCAAAAGUUGCACAAAUAGUGUCUGAUGCAACAUUUGAUAUAAAAAAUCUACUGGUUUCAGAUGUUGCUCCAUUAAAUGAAUAUUAUAGAAAUAUAAAUGAAAUCAUUAUGUAUAUUCAACAAAAGAAUAUCAACCGUUAAAUAAAUAUAUUUAAAAAAGUAUUAAAAACUAUAAUAAAAUGGAUACCUUAGAAAUGUGAUAAAUAAUAUGAAUAUUAUUAAGCCAAAACUCUUUGAAUAAUGCGUUAUUCAAUUACAAAGCAGCAUUUUAUACUGAAGUAAUAUUAAUCUUAUAAAAGGUAAAUGGAGUAUUAGGUCUAUUUAUAUGUUUAUAUAAAUUUCAUAAGCAUUACAGAAUAAAAAAAUUUUU